Prorocentrum cordatum is the source of this 1536-nucleotide messenger RNA. Lineage: Eukaryota; Dinophyceae; Prorocentrales; Prorocentraceae. The record is from the annotation of a GenBank genome assembly.
GAGUUGUUGACGACCAUCAUGCGUGUCUGGAUCCGCUACUUUGGGCCAAUGCAGAUCAUGAUCCUUGACCAAGAAGGAGGUCUGGUCUCAGAGUUGGCGUCGAGGACCUGCGACAAGCUGAAUAUCAUGAGACGCUAUGCUGGCAUUGACGAUCGCACUAUGAUUGGAAUCGUGGAGAGAUGGAUCGAGCUGAUUCGUCUGUGCGCCAUGAAGCUGAAUCGGACAUGCGCGCUGCAGGGCUUUGAGGUCUCCGAGUUCGACCCAGUGCAGGAUGCCGCCAUGGUUUCCAACGGCGUGGUCAGCAACGGGGGCCAGACUGCAUCACAUAUCGUUCUGGGCUUCACUCCUAGCGACUACUGCGACUUGGAGGCGACCACGUUGGACUCGGUGCAGGGCGCGACCACGAGCUGCCCUGAUCCGUUCCAGGCGGCAGUGCGUCUUCGACCUCUCGCCAAAUCGGAGAUGGCCAGGGCGAUCGUGGAGGGCAGGGCCGCCAGAGCGAGCCGCGCCCGACUGCGGCAGCAGGGGCCCGAGCAGGAGAUGACACCUGGAGACAGCGUGGACGUCUACCGAAUUCCCGAGCGGAAGCGCCAGUCUGGCUGGCGCGGCCCAGCGGAGUUGGUCAAGAUCACGGAAGGUACGGCGAUUGUGGUUUGGAACGGAGGUCCCUACACUGUACCAGUUCGAUAUUCGAAGAGGCAUGUGGCCUACUUCAUGGUACAUCAGGUUGGCGAUACCACGUUACCAGAGGCGAUGCUAAUCGACACCUUCAGGAAUCUCAUGGACAUAUUCGGCAAGAGCACAUGCGGACAGCUCACGCGAUCGGGCAAGACAGUGGGUCAGAAUGGAAAAGUUGGGUGCUCACCAGAUGUCAAGACUCUGAUCUCCAUCCAGCCUUGGAAGCUAUGUAUGCUGACCCACCAGCUGCUAUUUCAGUUCAAGAGCUUGGACGGAGCCUCAUUGUGCUCCAAGUGCGCGGCCUAUGAUAUAGAUCCAAGUAAAGGCGUCGAGAUCAACGACCUAAGCGAAAUUAAGUGGGAGGGCGCGUCCUUCCUCGUUUUCUACUCCCUAUCGACUCAGACGGACCCCUUCUUGGACGAACGCGCGCAGCCGCGCGUUGAUGAUCUAUCUCACAUCGACUCCGCCCCAGCGUCGGUCAUCGUUGUCGACCGUGACGCGGCUGAAAUGAUCAGUCUGGUUCCCGACGUGGCCGAUUGGAUGUCUGAUUUGGAAGCUGCGAUGCACGACAGGGCGGCGAGUCACGACAAGACGAUGCUAGCCCAGACGCAGGUAAUGCAGCAUCCAGCGGAGGUCGACAGGCCCAUCUCCUGCGACUCUCAGUGCACGGACAGACACCGCGACAGGCACCUCCUGUGCAACGCGGUCUUCAGCUUCCGCAGCCUCCGCGACAUGAGCCAGGAACAGCGCGGGACAAUGGGGGCUUCAGGAGUGGGCCAACAUCAGAUCACACUUUGGACGACGCAAUGGACCUCGCGCAAGAACCCGAUUGAGUUCUGGAGCGAGUUGGAGUGCUAG